UAGGUGCCCACUUAAUUCUGUUCAGUUUUGGUCGAUUGAAGAGAAGGUUACCCAAGCACAAUUGAACCAUGAGCAGGUUCUUUCAUGUUAUGCUCCUAACUAUUGGCCUCAUGCAAAUCAGGUGUAGGGCAUCAUUAUUCAAAAGACAAGCUGUUGGCAAGGAGAUAUGGCCUAAAACCAUAUACAAGGAAAUCUCGUUCCCAGUGCAAUCCAGAUUAGAAUGCACUGCUCUUUGCUUCCUGGAAACGGAGGAAUGUCUUGGGAGUGUUUGGGAUGGUCUUUUAUGUUAUCUGGCUGAUCCAAGAUCGCAGUUCUCAGUAGCUCAAUCACCUCAAGCCAAGGAUAUGGAAAUGUUCAUCCAACAAGAGGCUAUUUCUUCUUCCUUGAAUGAGUAUUUCCAUCUGGUGAAUCCCAUCAUAAGCAAUUGGAAUGCCAAGGUUUUUCUAUCAAUUCCGAAAGAGUCACUAUUUGCUUGUCUUCUUGAAUGUAAAUGGAACCUAAGGUGCCAACUCUUUGUUAUCAAAGAUGGUAUAUGUCAUUUGGGCAACGGAACUACCAACGACAACCAAGCUCCACAAGUUGCUAAUCCUCCAGGGGGAGUCUAUGUUCGCCCAGGUUUCGUCUUGGAAGUCGGUUCCUUGAUUGAUGGUAAUUGGUUAAGCGAUUCCAAUUUACAGUGGAGCGAAUAUAUUUACUACUCAAAGACUUGCGAUCAAAGGGAACGUUGUGAACUUUGGUGUCUCUUAGACGGUAUGCCGUGCCAAUUCCUUGCUUAUGACGGAUUCACUUGCUAUUUGGGGUCAGUUGGACAACAAAGCGGUCUUAAUAAUGGCCUUCAACAUGGUCUCCCACAAGGGACGAAUGUCUGGGUGUCAAAAAAUGGCAUUAAAAAUACCAAUUAUGGGGACGUGUUCGAUAAGGGUUUUUCAAGUACGAAGUAUGCUUCGUUUAAUGUCAAAUCGCGAAGCGCAGAUGGCGUUGAACACAGUUGCAAAUUUAUCUGCGCUCUACUAACAAACCCCGUCUGUCAUUUCGUCUUUUUGAGCGAUGGGAUUUGCCAUUUUGGAAACAUGGACAAUCCCUCGCUUAGUAAUUCUGAUUCUUCAGAGGUUCAAAUGGUUCGAGGGUUCUUACCCGAAUUAAAUUCCACAAUGGGCAGCUACUUCUCAAUUCCAACCCACCACCAUGUUUGGAGAAUGAGAAUGCACACUCUGCUGACACUGAUUCCUACCAUUGGUGCAUGUAGCACUCGUUGCCAAUUGAUGGAUUUGCCUAAACCAUGCAAAUUAUUCGUUUUCGAUGGCUUCACUUGUUAUUUAGGCGCUUUACAUCACUACGAGUAUGCCGACAGUCCGGACGAUGUAUUCAAUCUUCAUGUUCAUGAAUCUGAAGUGCCUUAUUUACGAAGCUUUUACAAGCCACGAGCUACAAUUAAUUGGGCCUCACAAAUGUAUAAGAAGAUCUUACUCACCCAUCCAAGCCCAAAGUCGGAAGAUGAAUGUCUUUUGAGAUGCAACUUUGAUGAUGGACCAUGUUAUUCAUUUGUGGUCCAAGGACAACAUUGCUUUUUGGGGGAUCCAUUCGUCAACUCGAGUUUGUUUAUUGAAUCAGGGGAAGCAGUCCUUAUGGAAACUAAUCCCAAGCUACAUCUAACUCAUGGAGGACAAGAUGGCCAGAAUGACGUGAAUACUUCCGCCAUUUUCAGAGGAUACGCUGGAGUUUGCGACCACGGUUUACUCGAUUUACCCGUUCCCUUGAGGGCCAUGGGUUACGCAUAUGGAGAUGAGUCUGUAUUUGUAUGUGGUGGAACUUCUGACACUGAGGGUGGAGAACAAGAUAAGUGCUAUCGGUGGAGAUUCAACACAUUUCCAAGAGCUUGGGUCCCGCUUCCGGCGAUGAUAGAUAAUCUGGUGAUGUUUCCAAUGUUCUACCAUGACGGCACGUUGUACACCGUUGGCGGUCUCAGCUCUGGGUCCAACGUGAUACCAAAUUUGCGAAUGCUCAACUUGGAAUCAUCUUCCUGGACCAAUGGGGCAGCAUAUUCAGACUCUGGAUUCUACGCUCAUUGUGGGAUUUUGCAUCAUAAUCGCAUUUUUACAUUCGGUGGCUCCAGGAAUGUGAUUACUUACUCAAAAUCCGUCCAGAUUUAUGAUAUUACAAGUGACUCGUGGUUAGAAAGCAGUUUCAGUCUUCCACAGGGCUUGCGCCAAAUGGCUUGCAGCCUCGUUCCAGGAAACGGUGACUGGAUUCCAGAUUUGUUCCUUUUGGCCGGUGGAGAAACAGGACAAAAUGAGUAUUCAAAUUCCGUGUACUCCAUCGAUCCAACCUCCAAUGGAGAGGUGAAAGAGCUCCUUCUAUUGUCCAUGACCGUAUCUCGAUUUGGAUCACAAAACAGCUUUGCUGUGUUUCACGAAAACGUGGUCUUUCUUGCAACUGGCUAUGGAAAUGGCAUGCACAUGAAUAACACCGUUUUUCUUUGGAAUCGGUGGGACUCUAAUUUCAAUCAGUACAAUAGUCUUAUAAAUGGCCGGGAGCAACCAGGAAAUGCUAUGAUUCCACUUCGCCAUAUACCGGUGUGUGGAGAUAAAGGGCAAUCCCAAAUGUGGAAGAUAAUCUUAAAUCACGAAAUACCGACUCGAUUUUCCAUCGGAGGAUGGAACGAAAACGUUGAAAAUGCCCAAAGUAGUCGGUUUGAGAGGCUUGACGAAUACCGUUGUGAAGGGGGAAGAUAUCAUUUCCGCUUAGUAUACCCAGAGCUUGGUACGUACAAUGAGUGGUACCAGACCAACGAUCCAUCCAAUCCUGAGCAUAUUGCCGUCAGUGGCUAUCUUGGUGUGGCUUUGGGCUUGCCCAUAGGCUUCAACGGCUUGGUGUAUAAUAACAAAGACGCAUUGAUGAUGGGCGACUCGAAUACCACGCAUCCCCAAUGGUUUUCUGUGGGAAGAAUCAAAAUGGAUUCGUCACAUGGAAAAUUUCCCGGGCCACCAAACUGCUUUGUGUCGAAGUUGCAACUCUUCGUUAGAAAUGAUUGCGCGACAACCUAACUUCAGUUUUAGCAUGGUCAUAAUAUUCGGCACAGGAAUGUUUGAAGUGUAAGAAUAAAACCAUCAUUGUUUUUC
Molecule: messenger RNA, 3119 nt
Organism: Tigriopus californicus
Lineage: Eukaryota; Metazoa; Arthropoda; Copepoda; Harpacticoida; Harpacticidae
Exons: 13
Coding region: 69-3044 (991 amino acids)
Molecular function (GO): protein binding
Source: RefSeq, a predicted model, not a curated record